Molecule: messenger RNA, 1086 nt
Organism: Eublepharis macularius
Lineage: Eukaryota; Metazoa; Chordata; Lepidosauria; Squamata; Eublepharidae
Product: H-2 class II histocompatibility antigen, E-S beta chain-like
Exons: 7
Coding region: 1-1086 (361 amino acids)
Biological process (GO): immune response; peptide antigen assembly with MHC class II protein complex; antigen processing and presentation of exogenous peptide antigen via MHC class II
Cellular component (GO): membrane; MHC class II protein complex
Molecular function (GO): MHC class II protein complex binding
Source: RefSeq, a predicted model, not a curated record
AUGGCCAACAGGACAGAAGAAGAGGCAAAAGUGCUUUUCGCUCCCCUGCAGGGAACAGACAAGGUUUCUCCCCAGGGCUGGACGGGGUUUUUCUGUGGGGCAGCCAUGGGGCCUGGCCUGAUCCUGCUGGAGGCGCUGCUGGUGCUGAUGGGGCUAUCCCUGGUCCCUGGGGCAGAGAGGAGGCUCAAGACCCCCGGGCUGGAAGGGGCUUUCUGGGGGGCAGCCAUGGGGCCUGGCCUGGCCCUGAUACUUUUGCUGCAUCUGAUGGUACUGCUGGGUCCCUCCCUGGUCAGUGGGACAGAAAGGAGGCUCAAGACCCCUGCCGCCCGUUUCCUGGCCCAGCGCAAGCCCGAGUGCCGCCACGCCAACGGGACUCGGGGCGAGGUGCGCUACCUCUUCCGCGACUUCUACGACCGGCAGGAGAUCGCGCGCUUCGACAGCCGCGGCGGGCUCUACCAGGCCGUCUCCCCGCUCUGCCUGGCCGACGAGCGCGACUACAACCGCGACCCCCAGGCCCUGGAGUACGCGCGGGCCUCCGUGGAGAGCUACUGCCGCCACAACUGCGAGGUGGCCACGGCGAGCCAGAUGGUCGGCAGGAAAGUUCAGCCCCUGGUGAAGAUCUCCCCCACCAAGGCCGAGCCCCUGUCCCACCACACCCUCCUGAUCUGCACCGCGACGGGUUAUUAUCCCUCAGAAAUUAAAAUCAAGUGGCUGAAGAACGGGCAGGAGCAGACGGAGGGGGUGGGGUACGCGGAGGAGCUCCAGAACGGAGACUGGACCUUCCAGAACCAGGUGAUGCUGGAGACGGUACCUGAGCAGGGAGACGUCUACGUCUGCCAGGUGGAGCACUGGAGCCGGGAGGAGCCGAUCACUGUGCAUUGGGAGCCACAGACCUCGGACUCUGCCAAGAGCAAAGUGUGGACGGGGGUCGUGGGGGCCGUGCUGGGGGUGGUCUUUGUGGCCGUGGGACUCGCCCUCUACCUGAAGAGCGGGAAAGGUAAUAGGGACCCCCCCCCACCUGGCAUCCUUGGUCCUGCAGGGAUCCCAGUUGGUUCUGCUCUCCAGACUGGGAGAAUUUGCACCUGA